GCGCGGGGGCGCGCGGCGGCGGCGGUCCCGCACCGCACCAUGGAGCGGGAUGCGGCCGUGCAGGAGGGGCUGCGGCGGAGCAACGCCCGCUUCAUGGCCUCCAUGAACAGCAUCCUGGAGCGGUAUAAUCAUCCGUUUGAAGAUGACUUACUUGUUUCCAUGGAUACCCUCACUUAUGAUACACCUGACGGACCAAAACGAUGGGGACAAGUGUCAAAGAAGGAUGUUAAAAAAUGGAAGAAGAAAAUAUUUAAGCAUAAUAGACAAAGUCAAAGGAAUAGAGAAAUAUCAGAGCAACAGAGCAGUGAUUUUGAAGAUGAACACUCAACAGUACCUCAGGAAUCUUCUGAGAACUCUGGUGUGGAUACAUCUGAUGCAGGUGAAGAAAGUGAUAUAGUUUCAGUAAGAAGAAAAUUUGAAGACAUUCACCUCCAGAAUCUGGAUGUAGAUGAUGGACAAGUCCUAAAGAAAGAGAUAGUUCAAGUGGAUCUGAUAGUACAAGGUGAUGAGAGAAACAUUCCCAAAUGGAUAACGGUAACAUCUCCAGGUUUGUUGAAAAGUCAGCAUUUAACUUCACCACUGCAAGAACUGAUUGACGAUCAAGCUGUUGUUCGCAGAAAGAAACUAAAGUUGUCAGGUGAAUGUUCUUCAUCCAAGUAUCUACAGUUACAACAUUCUGAUGUUCCCAUUUCAUCAAAUACAAUAACCACACCCAGGCAUCAACCUUGUUCAGAACUGAGCAAAACUUUGAGUGAUAGUAUCCAUGGAGAUUACCAAUCUGCAGAUGAGGAAUGCUCCUGGAGCAAUACAACUCUUGCAGACUUGUAUCCAGGAAUGGUAGAGGUAUUUACAAGGCUCAUGGCCAAGCGGUCUCAGAGAAAAGCGUUAAAAUACAUGUUUGGACACUUAAGGUGCAAGAGGCAUUCUAGACGACCAAAGCUCAAUGUCACUGUGGACAAUACCAGGAGGUUAGGAGCCUGUAAACUGAAGAAACCAUUUCACAGCAUAUGUAGCUACGGAAGUGAAGACGAGCAGAAUCCAACUUUUGGAAAUGAGAGCGGAGAAUUUUGUUAUGACAAUUGCCUCAUUAGUAAUUCAUCUGGUCUGGCACCUUAUACUGAUACAAAUGCAAUCAAAAUGGACUACUGUGACUCAAGUCUGGAACAACAUUUGGCAUCUGGAAAGGGCCAAAUAGUCUCCAAAGACAACACUGCUUUUCCUGAUGUUAUGGCUAGAAUGGGAGAAACGUUUCUAGUUGAAGAUGAAUUACUGACUACUGCCUCACCAAAGAAUUUAGAAUACACAGAAAGUGAAAAAAUGGCUUGCAAACAUUUCUCAGAAUACAGUUUUAUAACAUCACCUGCCAGUUCAGAUUCAAGAGCACUUCAUCUUGUAAAAGAGAGUAAGACUCAGAAAAGUGACGUUUCUUGUGUUGAUACCUCAGAGUUGUGUUCAUCUGCUUGCAGUUCCCGUGGCAAUAGUAACAAUUCUGUACCUAUCACAAACUAUUCCCCUGCAAGAUCAUCAAAUACUGUGCUCACAUAUCCUGAAAAAAUAAUUUCUGAAAGACAAACUACUUUCCAGCACAAACACUCAUUUUCCUCACAGUUUAUGAAUCAGAGUCCUUCAAAGAUGCCCCAUAAAUAUGAAGAUGCAUUUGAGGAACUCUACUACAAAGUGUGUUCUGAAGAAUUCCAAAAGUCUUUGACAUUGACAAGACCUCUUUUAAACUCACAGGACCUUGAAGAGAAAGGAAGGUUAGUGAAGAGUAAUUUAAGUGAUUUUGUGACGUCCACUAAACAGUGUAAUACAGAAUUUGACAGGAUCUAUGAGCAGCUGGGUAGGGAGUCUGUUCCAAAAUUUCCUGGGUUUCAGAGAGCUUCAAAUUUAAGGAAAUAUGAAGAAAUACAGAUGCCUGAAACUGUAAAUGCUCUUGUUAACUCUCCUAUUCGAACUUAUUCUGCAAUUUCCAGAAUUAAAAGAGCAGGACAUUUUCAAAACUCUCUUCCUUGUUCACCAACAAAGCGGCUGAAACUUAUACCAGAACAUUAUUUUUCUUCAAGGAAAUGUCAAGAUUUUUCCCACAGAAAAAUGGUUAAUCUUCAGACAGCUGGCAUGGAUUUUUUGAGCACAUACAACUGCAGCAACCCCAGCUUUUUUGCAGGUCACAGCUGUCAUUGUCAGGACUCUGGAUUUCAUGAUUCUUCAGAUAAAGGUUUUCUUGGUAUUCCUGGCACUUCCCUGCAAGAAUCUGGGAGUGCAGGUGCACACUCUGGUUGGCCUGGGGCAAUGGAGAAUUGCAGCUCUCCCAGAAAUGUGAGGAAGUGUCACAAAAGGGUAUACAGAAAACUAAGCUACACUGAUGGGAAAGACCAAUUGUAGGAAUCCCUUGGAUGACUCCCUGGUUAAAGCUCACCAAGAAGCAUUCAUGGACUGCUACAGAUAAAACAGUUUUACACGGGUUGGGUUUUAUUCAG
Corvus hawaiiensis (hawaiian crow) is the source of this 2477-nucleotide messenger RNA. RefSeq names its product Holliday junction recognition protein (gene HJURP). Bases 40 to 2382 code for a protein of 780 amino acids. Gene Ontology annotation, molecular function: histone binding. Gene Ontology annotation, biological process: CENP-A containing chromatin assembly. The transcript is spliced from 13 exons. The record is from RefSeq and is a predicted model, not a curated record. NCBI's taxonomy places the organism in Eukaryota, Metazoa, Chordata, Aves, Passeriformes, Corvidae. Gene Ontology annotation, cellular component: chromosome, centromeric region.